GCACGAUUAAGAUAACUAAUAUCGCACAUUUAUAAUUGGAAGUAGUAAAAUGACACGUCUUGCAGUGCAUGUUGCUAUUCUUUCUAGUAGUAUUUAUAGAUAGGAUCUAUUAAACUUAUAAGUAUAACAAGGAUUUAAUGAGAUGCAGAUACACACUGUGGAAACGAUUGUUCACUUUUCCUCUGUGUGCCUUUCCCUGCACGUAAUUAUAUAAAGGCUGUUUGGAUGAAAGCAUACAUUGAGGAAUUACUUCUAGGAUCUUAUGAUCUGAUACACCUUAAGCUGAUUUAAAAAGAGGUAUAAGCCAGUAUUGAUUGAUCAAUGGUAGAGAAGCAGCGGUAAUUCCAAACUAAAGCGGAUGUAUCAAAGAUGAUGUAGGCUGUUAAAGACUGUGAAGCAGUACUUAAUCUUCGAGAUAAAGGAAAUGGAAGCUUAAAUAAAUGCAUCACCUAGAAGUAUCUGACUUAUUAUGUACUUACGCCAUAUGUCGCGAUUGUCAUGAACAAGAAGCGAUUACAAGAUAUAAAUCAAUUGGGCAAGUAAAUAUAUUUUUAUUGGAAACAGGAGGCUUCUCGCUUGAGAAAUUGGACUAAAGUUGACGGUGCAUGAAUCAGAAGGAUUUUCGAUACUUCAUUACAAGAAAUUGGUGCGCAUGGAACUAGCGCGAUGGAUUUGAGUGGAAGUGUUAUUAGGUGUUAGUCUGCCAAUGAAAUACCAAAUAAUGUCUAUAGAAAGAAAUAUUAUUUUUUCAGUGAGAAAUGUAGGUUUAUUUAUUUUCAUUGUACUGUUUGGCAAAGUGUUAAGUUCCAAAUUUGAUGGAGUUAAAAAUGUGACAAAUAUUACCGUUGGAUAUUUAACGGUUGACAGAACGCUGAAUUUUAUGAGAGGGAAGCAAGCACGUGUUAUUUCAGGCGCAAUAUCGUAUGCAUUAGAACUGAUAAACAAUGACACAAAAAUAUUACCAAACCACCGCUUAAAUUUAAUAUGGGGAGAUACUAUGGCAGAUACACUGGUCGGCACACGGCUUUUAACCGACCAGUGGCGGAAAGGAGCAAAGGUGUUCAUAGGACUUGAGGACAGUUGCAGUGUUGAAGCCAAAGUCGCAGCGGCAUGGAAUCUUCCUAUGAUAUCAUACAAAUGUGCCGACUAUGAUGUUUCAAAUAAAGAAGAAUUUCCUACAUUUGCUCGAACAUUUCCUCCUGCCACACAGGUUGCGAAGCCAAUCAUCUCUUUACUUCUUCAUUUCAACUGGAAAAAGUUCACACUGAUCUUCGGUUCCCUGCACAAAUCAAAAGUGAUUGCCGAAAAGAUACGAGAGCUUGCUGCUCAAAAUAACAUUACAAUUAACGAUGAACAAACGUUCAACGAUCCUCAUAUACCGCUUACUAUGGGUAAUCCAUUUCCUGGCAUUGUAGAGAGAACAUUUGUUGAUACGAGAGUUUAUGUCUUUCUUGGAACGUACAAUGGCAUUGUUGAUAUGAUGACCAACAUGUAUGAUCGGGGACUGUUAGACACAGGGGAAUACGUUGUUAUUUACUUCGAUCAUGAAACAGUAGACACCAUAGAUCCAUUUAGAUACUAUAGACGAACCUCAGACCCACCAUUGACGAAAACGAAUGAGGAGGCUGUAAGGUCGUUACUAGUUAUCACAGGCAGCCCACCAUCAAACCCAAACUAUGACGACUUCAAGGAGAUCGUCAGCCUUUAUGGAGAAAGAAAGCCAUUUAGUUUUCCAAAUCCAUUCAAUUUUCAGAGGAAGAUAUCCGUAUAUGCUGCCUACUUGUAUGAUGCAGUGAUGCUCUAUGCCAAGGCUGCUCACCAACAUCUUGAAGAGGGAGGAGAUAUAACAAAUGGAACAGCCAUUAUCCAAAAGAUUUUAGGAAGUAACUAUGUUGGUAUCCAGGGCUUUAUUUCACAUAUAGACGAGAAUGGCGAUGCAGAGGGCAAUUAUACAUUAUUAUCAAGACAACCAUUCAAAACAAAUCUGUCAGACUAUUCCAUGAGACCUGUUGGACAUUUUGAAAUGGAUAAAAAUUACAACGGCCUCCCGGUAUUCCGAGUACUACCAAAGAACAUGAUACAUUGGGUGAAUGGAGAACCUCCGAUAGAUGAACCAGAAUGCGGAUAUAGGGCUCAGAAAUGUAUUCCGCCAAAAACAUAUACACUUGAAAUUCUCGGAGGGACUAUCGGUGGAAUAGCUCUAGUCGCAAUCAUUGUGGUUCUUAUAAUCUAUAGGAACUGGCGUUACGAGCAGGAGAUUGCGGGCUUACUGUGGCGAAUCAACAGGGAGGAUUUAAAAACACCUGAUUCUAUGGCAAGCAAUGGCAGGAGAGAUAGUUUUGGUAGCAGGAUGACUUUGUCUCAACUAUCGGUAGAUUCCAGGAUGUCAUUCACCCAAGUGUACGCACGGACAGGUGGAUACAAAGGACAAAUUGUCGCACUGAAGAUGUAUGAGAAGAAAAACUUGUACUUCAAUAGGAAGAUGAAGAAAGAGAUGAAACUGAUGCGAGAUUUGCGUCACAGUAAUAUUAAUACGUUUCUUGGAGCUUGCAUUGAUCCGCCAGUGUUUAUCAUUGUGACAGAGUAUUGCUCAAAGGGAAGUUUACUGGAUAUAUUAGAGAAUGAGGAUUUGAAACUGGAUAGCAUGUUUAUAUUUUCUAUUAUAAGAGACAUUCUACAGGGAAUGAUAUUCCUUCACGACAGUGAACUUGUCUACCACGGCAACCUAAAGAGUUCCAAUUGUGUGGUUAAUAGUCGGUGGACUGUUCAGAUUACAGAUUUUGGUCUGUUAGAAGUCAGGGCAGCAACAUAUAAAAUGGAGGACGAGCACGCUUUCUACAGAAAUUUAUUCUGGAAGGCGCCAGAAUGCCUAAAAUCCUCCGUGUUGAAGGGAUCACAGAAAGGUGAUGUUUACGCAUUUGGAAUUAUUCUGCACGAGAUUUUCGGUCGAGCGGGACCAUACGGCUUCUGUAACAUGAGCCCAAGAGAAAUCGUAGAACGAGUGAGAACCGAUUCAGAACCAUUCCGUCCUAAUGUGCGGUUGCUUUCUUGUGAAAGUUUUAUCAUAGAAUGUAUGCAAUCAUGUUGGAAUGAAGUCCCGGAUGAGAGGCCAGACUUCCGGACAAUCCGGAAAGUGUUAACGCCAUUACGACAUGGAUCGAAACGAAAUAUAUUUGAUAACAUGAUGGCAAUGAUGGAGAAAUAUCAGAAAAACUUAGAAGAUAUUGUUGAAGAGAGGACAACUUUGUUAAUUGAAGAAAAGAAGAAAACAGAAGCUCUUCUACUCAGAAUGUUACCUAAGUGCGUAGCUGAUCAAUUAAAACUUGGAGAAGCUGUGAUUCCAGAGUCCUACAGUUGUGUUACAAUUUACUUUAGUGAUAUUUGUGGAUUUACUCAUCUUUCCGCGGAAAGUACCCCAAUGCAGGUCGUUGACAUGUUGAACGACUUGUACACAAUAUUUGACAAUAUCAUCAGACACUUUGAUGUCUUCAAAAUAGAAACAAUUGGUGAUGCAUAUAUGGUUGUGAGCGGUUUACCUAUACGAAAUGGAGACAUUCAUGCAGGAGAAAUUGCCUCAAUGUCUCUCAAACUCCUGAUGGAAAUCAAAAACUUCAGAGUCAGGCACCGUCCAGAUUACAAAAUGUCGCUCAGGAUUGGGAUGCACUCAGGUCCAUGUGUCGCAGGUGUAGUUGGGUUAACAAUGCCGCGGUAUACAUUGUUUGGUGAUACAGUGAACACGGCAUCGCGAAUGGAAACAAAUGGAGAGCCAAUGAAGAUUCACUGUAGCCAACAGAGUAAAGACAUCCUAGAAAAAUUGGGUGGAUACAAUUUAGAAUCACGUGGAAAAGUUGCCAUGAAGGGCAAAGGUGAGCUGUUUACAUAUUGGCUGCUAAGCGAGGACGAAAGUAUACGUCUGGAAAGAAUAAAGAAUGCACCAAUGAUUACCGAUAUUUACAGGAACAAUUACUUCCAGCCAGGCACACCAAAUGUUGGCCAUAAAUGUUUCAAUUCCAAUAAAAUAAAAUCGUCUCCUCAAAAUUUUCUCGGUAAAACUACACAUAACUGUGAAAAUGAUGAUAAUCUUAAAGUGCCAGACCCAAACAUUUUAGAACUUAUACGAGAAACUGACAAGGUUCACCCUCGUAAUGACACACAGAUGUUGAAAACUUUAAAUCACUGCCAGCGUGAACCUGCAAGUAAUGCAACAGUGCAUGGAGUAAACAGCAUUCAUGUUAAUCUAAAGGCUCCAAUCAAUGGACUGGCAUCAGACCUAUUUACAAGAUCAUCAUCCGGUUCAGAUCUUACGUCACCAAAACAUUUUUCGUCACGUGACACUAAUGGAAUAUCAAAUGACACAACAAAUGAGGCCGAGUGUUUGUUAAUUAGACAUCAUUCUGUGGGUCAUCGACCUAAAUCCAGAUAUGGAUUAACCGCCAACGUUUGCAAUAAUUCUUCAGGAGCAAUAAGAAGUGAUAAAAUGUUACAAGGAGAGGAGGAAAUUGUAAACACAAAAGUCUAAUGAUCAAGGAAUCUUCCUUCAAAUGAAGGGCAAAGUCAUAAGAAUCAAUAGAGUCGUUAUGCAAGUAAUUGUUGUGUCGAAGGGGAAAGCAUUGUUUUCUAAAACCAUUUCAAUUACAGUGAAAUUGACUCAGAUACUUUUGUAGCAGCCAAGUGUAUAUCUCUUAUGGUACUAUUGUUGUAUCAACAAAAAUGCAGGGAAUUUACGAGUGAUUAAUUCACAUUAUUAUCUAACAGCCCUUAUAAACCCUUAUAUGAUAAUAUUAUUUUUUUCUUCUAGCACACUCAUUCAUGUUUCUGACAGUGUAUCGUCAGGUGAACAAAAGUCAUCUGAUAAACAGGCGUUUUGUUUUAUAGAUUAUAAGCGAUGUAAUUGUUUCUUUUCUGUACAUACUUUUCUAAACAAACUUUUGGCUUCAUUAUUAUACAGCCAAUAAGGUAUGCAAAUGCAGUGGCUACGAAAGGACCUUAACUUGUCCACCUUUCGUCAUGUCGUAUAGCAGUACCUUACAAGCAGCGACUGACAUGGUCUCCAAAAAGCGAAAGUGCUCUGGGUUUGAAAAAUUUAUGUGUGUAAUCUUCUAAAGAAAUAUGUUUUGAAAUGUUAUUUUGUUUAACAAUAUUGCCCAUUUUAGCUUGAUGUCUGCUCUUUUGCUCAUGUGAAUUGCUUAUCUGGUUUCGUGUACAUUUGUGGUAGAACUACAAUGCUUUCACUGUAUUAUUUCUUGGCUCAAAUAAUGAGAUCUGACAUUACGUAUGGUGAUUGUGUCCAUUUUGGGACGAUGAAUAGUCCUACUGCAAAAUAUGAAGCAUUUGAUUACGCCAUGACUAGUAUGGCUAAGUAGGCUCGCUCAAUAGUAUACAAACAUGUAGAUAAUUAAAACAUUUCCAUAUUUUACACUACAUUCCAUUGUUUACGCUAUGUUUACUUUCGGCCAUUCUUGUGAUGUACUGAUAAAUAUGGCGUAAGAAUGUCGCUUGUCACUAGUGUGAGGUCUUAGCAUUGCUGCACUCAAUUUUGAACAGCAAUAUAAGUGUUGUACAUGUUAUGUAUGUAAGUUUGUAUCUGUAAAAGGAAAAAACGUCAUGAAACAAAUUUGACACGUCACAAAUGCCCCUCUAACUCAUCCGGUAUUAUUUGAACUUUAUUUUCGGUUUUUAGCUCACCUGUCACGUAGUGACAGGGUGAGCUUUUGUGAUCGCCCUUCGUCCGUCGUCCGUCCGUCCGUCCGUCGUCCGUCCACAAUUUCUUGUCUGCACGAUAGUGGUUUCAUUUCUGAUUUUAUUUUAACCAAACUUGCACACAACUUAUAUCACCAUAUGAUCUUGGUUCCUUUCUUAAACUGGUCAGAUCCCAUUAUGGGUUCCAGAGUUAUGGCCCCUGAAAGGGCCAAAAUUAGCUAUUUUGACCUUGUCUGCACAAUAGCAGCUUCAUUUAUGAUUUUAUUUUAACCAAACUUGCACACAACUUGUAUCACUAUAAGAUCUCGGAUCCUUUCUUGAACUGGCCAGAUUCCUUUAUGGGUUCCAGAGUUAUGGCCCCUGAAAGGGCCAAAAUUAGAUAUUUUUUUACCUUGUCUGCACAAUAGCAGCUUUAUUUAUGAUUCGAUUUUUACCAAACUUGCACAAAACGUGUAUCACCAUAAGAUCUUAAUUCCUUUCUUGAACUGGCUAUAUCCAAUUAUGGGUUCCAGAGUUAUGGCCCCUGAAAGGUCCAAAAUUAGCUAUUUUGACCUUGUCUGCACAAUAGCAGCUUUAUUUAUGAUUUGAUUUUUAACAAACUUGCACACAACUUGUUUCACCAUAAGAUCUUGGUUCCUUUAUUGAACUGGCUAGAUCCCAUUAUGGGUUCCAGAGUUACGGGCCCUUAAAUGGCCAAAAUUAGCUAUUUUGACCUUGUCUGCACAAUAGCAGCUUUAUUUAUGAUUCGAUUUUUACCAAACUUGCACACAACUUGUAUCACCAUAUGAUCUUGAUUCCUUUCUUGAACUGGCCAGAUUCUAUUAUGGUAGCCAGAGUGAUGGCCCCUGAAAGGGCCAGAGUUAGCUAUGUUGACCUUGUCUGCACAAUAGCAGCUUCAUUUAUGAUUUGAAUUUAAUCAUUCUUGCACAAAACUUGUGUCAGCACAAGAUCUCGGAUCCUUCCUUGAACUGGCCAGAUCCCGUAAUGGGUUUCAGAGUUAUGGCCCCUGAAAGGGCCAAAAUGAGCUAUUUUGACCUUGUCUGCGCAAUAGCAGCUUCUUUUAUGAUUUGAUUUUAACCAAACUUGCACACAACUUGUAUCACCACAAGAUCUUGAUUGCUUUCUUGAACUGGCCAGAUUCCUUUAUGGGUUCCAGAGUUAUGGCCCCCGAUAGGGCCAGAAUUAGCUAUUAUAACCUUGUCUGCUCAAUAGCAGCUUCAUUUAUGAUUUGAAUUUAAUCAAACUUGCACAAACUCUUGUGUCAACAUAAGAUCUUGGUUCCUUUCUUGAACUGGCCAGAUCCCGUAAUGGGUUCCAGUGUUAUGGCCCCUGAAAGGGCCAAAGUUAGCUAUUUUGACUUUGUCUGCACAAUAGCAGCUUCAUUUAUGAUUUGAUUUUAACCAAACUUGCACACAACUUGUAUCACCAUAAGAUUCCGAUUUAUUUUUAUACGCCCUAAGGAACGUGUUAUGUUAUCGCCUUGGUGUCCGUCUGUCUGUCUGUUGGUUAGCAAUUUCCCUUCCGCUCUGUAACUUUUGAACCCCUUGAAGGAUUUCAAAGAAACCUGACACAAAUGUUCACCUCAUGGAAACGAUGUGCAGAGCGCAUGUUUCGGAUGGCUCACUUCAAGGUCAGUGUCACACUUGGGGGUCAAAGGUCAUAUGACUUUGUUUUGUGUGUAUAUUGCUCUGCAUUUGCUUUGCAGUGCUCUUGUUUUUAUUUGGCAGAUCCUUCUUUUGUUCACUUACAAUACAUUUUAGCUCACCUGAGCCAAAGGCUCAUGGUGAGCUUUUGUGACCGCUCAAUGUCCGUCAUCCGUCGUCGGUCGUCCGUCGUGCGUCGUCCGUCUGUCAACAUUUUCUAAAAAAAUUUUCUUCUUGAAAACCACUAGGCAGAAUUACACCAAUCUUCACAGGAAUGAUCCUUGGGUCGCCCCCUUUCAAAAUUGUUCAAAGAAUUGAAUUCCAUGCAGAACUCUGGUUGCCAUGGCAACCGAAAGGAAAAACUUUAAAAAUCUUCUUCUCAAAAACCAGAAGUCCUAGAGCUUAGAUAUUUGACAUGUAGCAUUGCCUAGUAGACCUCUACUUAAGUUGUUCAAAUCAUGACCCCAGAAUCAAAAUUGACCCCACCCCAGGGGUCACUUGAUUUUACAUAGGAAAAUCUUCAAAAAUUUUCUAAAAAUAAACCAGAAGGCCUAGAGCUUAGAUAUUUCACACGUAGCAUUGCCUAGUAGACCUCUACAAAAUUUGUUCAAAUCUUGAUCCCCCUGGGUCAAAUUGUCCCAGCCCCAGGGGUUACUUGAUUGUACACAAGGAAAUCUUCAUAAAUUUGCUAAAAAUAAACCAGAAGGCCUAGAUCUUAGAUAUUUGACAUGUAGCAUUGCCUAGUAGACUUCUACAAAAUGUAUUCAAAUCAUAACCCCCGGGGUCAAAUUGACCCCGCCCCAUGGGGUUACUUGACUGUACAUAGAAAAUUUCUUCAAAAUUUUCUUUAAAAAAACCAGAAUCAGGAGGACAUCGGGAAAUCUUCCAAAAAAUUUCUAAAAAUCAUCAGUUUGACAUUUGAAACAUGUAGCUCAUAUUAUUCAGGUGAGCGAUCCAGGGUCAUCAUGACCCUCUUGUAUAGUUUUAAGAGAAAUGCAUUUAUGCCUCUUUUAUAUAAUUCAGUUCUGCUACACCUGCUCGAGAUGCCUCUGUAACCAAGUAAUUAAGGUUGCGGACUUUGAAUCUCCAGCCCUUCUCCUCUGUUGGUUCGAGCUUUGCUUUGAUGCUAAUUUAAGGGAAGGUAUUCAGCUGGUUUGUGUAAAAUAGACGGUUCUGUCCAGAUGACCGUCCGUGUCUGAUGUUUAGGGGGCACCUAUGGUCUUCCUCUACUAAUAAAGCUGUGAUGUUGUCAGAUGUCAUAAAUCGUUGAAGUUAUGUACAGUUUAAACAGCAUAUUUUGAUAAUGUUUCUACUGUUUGUUCUUUACAUGUGGCGUUCACCAAAGAACAUCAGUGAUACCUGUCUUUGGACCUUCUCUGUACUUGACCCCAACUGCUCCCUCUGAGAUCGUUCUUCUUCUUUGCUGCUUGGUCAUUGGUAUUACAGUUUGGCCAAUCCUGUGUACAUAGCUAAUCAAUCUCAACCUCCUGCGUUUCAUUUACAUAAAGAGUGACGUUUAUUUUUCUGCGAUAUAGUUUUUGUUUAACAUUCAUACAAUUAUUUGUCCAGAGGCAGAACUGUUAAACUGUGUACAUUUUGUAAAUGUUUUGUUACAUGUUGAUUUUGUGAUACUUAAUUCAUAUUAUCUGUUGAUCCAAUAUCCCAUUAUCUGUAAUAUAUGAUUACAUGACAUGCACUUGUUUAUGGUUUUGAAAUAAACUGAUUUCUAAAGAGCA
Messenger RNA from Mercenaria mercenaria, 9079 nucleotides. RefSeq names its product receptor-type guanylate cyclase Gyc76C-like. The coding region runs from base 707 to 4519 and encodes 1270 amino acids. Gene Ontology annotation, biological process: receptor guanylyl cyclase signaling pathway; cGMP biosynthetic process; intracellular signal transduction. The transcript has 24 exons. The record is from RefSeq and is a predicted model, not a curated record. Gene Ontology annotation, molecular function: ATP binding; protein kinase activity; guanylate cyclase activity. Lineage: Eukaryota; Metazoa; Mollusca; Bivalvia; Venerida; Veneridae.